UACUGGCAGGGCGUGCAGGUGCUGCAUGGCGGCGGGCACCGGGGCCCUCGGGCCCUUCCCCGCCGCCGCGCUGCACGAUUUCCCCUACUCCCCUCAAACCGCGGCCCCCGUCUCCCACGGCCCCCCGGCGGGGGGGGUUCCUCCGGCCGCCGAUUUGGUGCUGGGAGCCGCGGCCGGCUGCAUGGCCUGCGUGCUCACCAACCCGCUGGAGGUGGUCAAGACGCGGCUGCAGCUGCAGGGCGAGCUGCGGGCUCCCGGCACCUAUCCCCGGCCGUACCGCGGCGUGCUGCGGGCGGUGGGAGCCGUGUGCCGUGCCGACGGGCUGCGGGGGCUGCAGAAGGGGCUGGCGGCGGGGCUGCUGUACCAGGGGUUGAUGAACGGCGUCCGCUUCUAUUGCUACUCCUGCGCGCUGGACGCCGGCUGGACCGGGUGGCCCGGGGGCACCGUGGUGGCCGGGGCGGUGGCCGGGGCGGUGGGAGCCUUCGUGGGCAGCCCCGCGUACCUGGUCAAGACCCACCUCCAAGCCCAGACGCUGUCAGCCAUGGCCGUGGGCCACCAGCACAACCACGAGAGCAUCUCGGACGCCUUCGGGAGCAUCUACCGGCAGCACGGCGUGGCAGGGCUGUGGCGUGGGGUGUCAGGUGCGGUGCCACGCGUGGCGGUGGGCUCGGCUGCACAGCUCGCCACCUUCGCCUCUGCCAAGGACUGGGUCUGCCAGCACCAGUGGUUCGGGGAGGGCAGCUGGGCAGCGGUGCUGGCGGGCGGCAUGGUGAGCGGCAUGGCCGUGGCGGUGACGAUGACGCCGUUUGACGUGGUCAGCACUCGGCUCUACAACCAGCCCGUGGAGGCUGACGGCACGGGCAAGCUGUACCGUGGCUUCCUGGACUGCUUUGUGCAAAUCUCCAGCAAGGAGGGGCUGCUGGGGCUCUACAAGGGCAUCGGCGCCGUCUACCUGCGCCUGGGCCCCCACACCGUGCUCAGCCUUUUCUUCUGGGAUGAGCUCAGGAGGAUGGUGCGGCCGCAGCCCCCCCCGGGGCCAUAGGACCCCACGGAUACAAAUAAAGGGCUGGUGGGGGCCUGCGCCACCUCGGUGCUCUGCAGCCUGCUGAGGGUUUAUCUCUACAUCCAGUGCCUGAAGUAAGCUCCCGCCCCGCAUCCACACGGGAUCUGAUUCUGGGAUCCGUGUUGGGGGAUCCAUUUUUGGGGGGUCUGGUUUUGGGAGGAUCCUCUUUUGGGGAUCUGCCUUUGGGAUCCACCGCGUUUGGAGAUCUGCUUUGGGAAGGCUCUGCUGUGGCGAUCUGCUCUUGGGGAUCUGCUUUUGAGUAUCCACAUUUAGAGAUCUGCUUCUGGGUUGGCUACAUUUGGCUAACUGCAUUUCGGAUCCAGCUCUGGGCGAUGCACAUUUUGGGUAUCUGUUUUGGGGGAUCCACAUUUGGAGAUCCAAUUUUGUGUUAUCCGCCUUUGGGAUCCACAUUUUGGGUAGCCUCUUAUGGAGGAUCUGCUUUUGGGGAUCCCCCCUUGGGGAUCUGCUUUGGCUUUCUCCUUUUGGGGUCUGUGCUUUUGGGAAUCCUCUUUUGAGAUCCCCUUUGGGGGUCUACUCUUGGCCAUCCACUUUUUGGGAUCAGCUUUUAGCUAUCUUCAUUUGGGGAUCCCCAUUUUGGAUGCUCCCCUUUUUGGAUCCCCACCCCUUGGUUUUCCACUUCGGGGUUCCCUCUUUGGGUUUUCCUUUUUGAGG
This is a messenger RNA of Lagopus leucura (white-tailed ptarmigan), 1735 nucleotides long. It is a transcript of the gene SLC25A34, whose product is annotated as solute carrier family 25 member 34. Lineage: Eukaryota; Metazoa; Chordata; Aves; Galliformes; Phasianidae. The transcript is spliced from 6 exons. The record is from RefSeq and is a predicted model, not a curated record. Bases 26 to 1042 code for a protein of 338 amino acids.